GCCAGAAGCACACUAGGAGGCCACGCUGGAGUUAGAGUCGCUGAGAGGAACGACCCGACACUGUCGCGGGUCCUUGGGUGUUGCGGGUGUCGCCGGUCUGUAGCUCAGAGGACUUUACCGGGCCACCAAGCAAGGGUGAAGCUGCGAGGGCACCCACUGCAUCUGGGCUGUUGUUUUUGUGUUUUUUUUUCCGGGGGAUUAGGAACGCUUCACAAUGAGGAGCCGGAGUAACUCGGGGGUCCGGUUGGACGGCUACGCUAGGCUGGUUCAUCAAACCAUCCUGUGCCACCAGAAUCCAGUGACAGGCUUGCUUCCAGCCAGCUUGGAGCAGAAAGACGCCUGGGUCCGGGAUAACGUGUACAGCAUCCUGGCUGUGUGGGGCUUGGCUCUGGCCUAUCGGAAGAAUGCAGAUCGAGAUGAAGAUAAGGCAAAGGCCUACGAACUGGAGCAGAGUGUAGUGAAGCUCAUGAGGGGACUGCUACACUGCAUGAUCAGACAGGUGGAUAAAGUAGAAUCCUUCAAGUAUAGUCAGAGCACCGAGGAUAGCCUCCAUGCCAAGUACAACACCAAGACCUGUGCCACUGUAGUCGGUGACAACCAAUGGGGACACCUGCAAUUGGAUGCUACCUCUGUGUACCUGCUCUUCUUAGCACAAAUGACUGCUUCAGGUCAGUAUACAGAGAGAAGAUGGUUACAGAUUUACUUGGUACUAAAGGUAUUUAGGGAUUUCGGGAUAUGGGAACGAGGAGACAAGACCAACCAAGGGAUCUCAGAAUUGAAUGCCAGUUCAAUUGGAAUGGCAAAGGCAGCCCUAGAAGCAUUAGAUGAGCUGGACCUGUUUGGUGUGAAAGGUGGGCCCCAAUCAGUUAUCCAUGUCUUGACAGAUGAAAUACAACACUGCCAGUCUAUUCUGAAUUCAAUGCUCCCCCGAGCUUCAACAUCCAAAGAGGUCGAUGCUAGUCUACUUUCAGUUAUUUCCUUCCCAGCCUUUGCAGUAGAAGAUAGCCAGUUGGUGGAGCUCACAAAACAGGAGAUCAUCACCAAGCUUCAGGGUCGUUAUGGUUGCUGUCGCUUUCUGAGAGAUGGAUAUAAAACUCCUAAAGAGGAUCCCAGUCGACUGUACUAUGAACCAGCGGAGCUGAAGUUAUUUGAAAACAUUGAGUGCGAAUGGCCAUUGUUCUGGACAUACUUUAUACUUGAUGGGAUCUUUUGUGCCAAUGCAGAACAGGUUCAAGAGUAUAGAGAGGCUCUUGAAGGAGUUCUUAUCAAGGGCAAAAAUGGAGUCCCACUUCUGCCAGAGCUUUACAGUGUUCCUCCUGACAAGGUUGAUGAAGAAUAUAAAAAUCCUCACAGUGUGGAUCGUGUCCCUAUGGGCAAGUUGCCUCACAUGUGGGGUCAGUCUCUAUACAUCUUAGGAAGCUUGAUGGCAGAGGGAUUUUUAGCUCCUGGAGAGAUUGAUCCUCUAAAUCGUAGGUUUUCUACUGUACCAAAGCCAGAUGUUGUGGUUCAAGUUUCAAUUCUAGCAGAGACAGACGAGAUCAAGGCUAUCUUGAAGGACAAAGGAAUUGAUGUGGAAACUAUUGCUGAGGUACACCCCAUCAGAGUACAACCAGCUCGUAUUCUGAGCCACAUUUAUUCCAGUCUAGGGUGCAACAGUAAAAUGAAGCUCAGCGGACGACCCUACAGACAUAUGGGAGUCCUUGGAACUUCAAAACUAUAUGACAUUCGAAAAACUAUCUUUACUUUCACUCCACAGUUCAUAGAUCAGCAACAGUUCUACUUGGCUCUGGACAACAAGAUGAUAGUAGAAAUGCUUAGAACAGACCUCUCCUACAUUUGUAGCCGUUGGAGGAUGACGGGGCAGCCUACCAUCACCUUUCCCGUCUCACACACCAUGCUUGAUGAGGAUGGAACCAGCUUAAAUUCAGCCAUCCUGGCAGCACUCCAAAAAUUGCAGGAUGGCUACUUUGGUGGAGCAAGGGUUCAAACAGGCAAAUUGUCAGAGUUCUUGACAACUUCUUGCUGCACAUACUUGAGCUUCAUGGAUCCUGGGCCUGAGGGUAAGCUGUAUGGUGAUGAUUAUGAUGACAGUCAGCUGGAAUUUGGUGACUGGAUGGAUGACUUUGAUUCAACUAGUAAUGCUCCUUGUGGUGAUGAAGUUACUCGUUAUUUAGAUCACCUUUUGGCACACACUGCUCCCCAUCCUAAACUACCCCCUGCCUCACAGAAGGGAGGGCUAGAUCGAUUCCGAGCUGCCGUGCAAACAACCUGCGACUUAAUGUCCUUGGUGACCAAGGCCAAGGAGCUGCAUGUACAGAAUGUUCACAUGUAUCUUCCUAUGAAGUUAUUUCAGUCUUCUCGGCCUGCACUCAAUUUACUUGACUCAACUCAUCCCCUACAGGAUAACCAGGUAUGUUACUGUUGGCUGCUGCAUUAUGGUGUAACUAUUAGUGGUGUGUGGCUGCUGGGUCAUGUCAAAGUAGUUGGCUCUACCAGAGGACCUGAUUGGGAUACGGGAUUGUAUGAUGAAGGGAGUGCUACAGUCAGAGAGCUUCUUACUGAACUAUACGGCAAAGUUGGAGACAUUCGGCACUGGGGCCUGAUCCGAUAUAUAUCUGGGAUCUUAAGGAAGAAGGUGGAAGCCCUUGAUGAGGCCUGCACAGACCUUCUCUCCCACCAGAAACAUUUGACAGUGGGACUCCCCCCCGAACCGCGAGAAAAGACCAUCUCUGAACCUUUGCCCUAUGAAGCACUUACGGAGCUCAUAGAUGACGCCAGUGAAGGGGACAUGAGCAUUGCAAUCCUUACCCAGGAAAUUAUGGUGUAUCUCGCCAUGUAUAUGAGAACGCAGCCUGGCCUCUUUGCUGAAAUGUUUCGACUUCGAAUCGGUCUAAUCAUACAAGUUAUGGCCACAGAGCUAGCCCACUCCCUCCGAUGCUCAGCUGAAGAAGCCACAGAGGGCCUGAUGAAUCUCAGCCCUUCAGCUAUGAAGAGCCUCCUUCAUCACAUUCUCAGUGGCAAAGAAUUUGGCGUGGAGCGAAGCAUUCGUCCCAUGGAUUCAAAUGUCAGCCCUGCUAUUUCUAUCCAUGAGACUGGUGCUAUUGGAGCAACCAAAACAGAACGAGCUGGGAUCAUGCAGUUAAAAAGUGACAUAAAACAGUCACCUGGAACCUCUAUGAUUCUAAGUAGUGGGUCUUUUCCGAGCAUAUAUGAUCAACAGACAUCUGUAGAUAAUCGUCAAGGUCAGUGGCAACGCCGAAGAAGGUUGGAUGGAGCACUGAACAGAGUCCCUGUAGGAUUUUAUCAAAAAGUGUGGAAAGUUUUACAGAAGUGCCAUGGACUUUCUGUGGAAGGUUUUGUACUUCCUUCUUCAACUACUAGGGAGAUGACUCCAGGAGAGAUUAAGUUCUCUGUUCAAGUGGAAUCUGUCCUGAAUCGUGUACCUCAGCCUGAGUACCGUCAGCUGUUAGUUGAAGCCAUCAUUGUCCUUACCAUGCUGGCAGAUAUUGAAAGUCAUAGCAUUGGAAACAUCAUUGCUGUCGAAAAAAUAGUACACAUUGCCAAUGACUUGUUCCUUCAAGAACAGAAAACUCUUGGUGCAGAUGAUAUCAUGCUGGAAAAGGAUCCUGCAUCUGGCAUCUGUACUCUUCUGUAUGACAGUGCACCCAGUGGCAGAUUUGGCACCAUGACCUACCUUUCCAAAGCAGCUGCCACCUAUGUGCAAGAGUUUCUGCCACACAGCAUUUGUGCAAUGCAAUGAGUGAUUUAGGUCUUGCCUGCUGGGAGCCUUUUGGCUGUCGUUCGCUGUUUCGGUUGAUUAUGCAUGGAAAUGAAAUGUUAUUGCCUUAUCACUUCCUACCUUUUUCUAACCCAUCCCUCCUUAGAAAAUAAAAGUAGUCCAAUAAACUAACAUCUUUUGAAGAAAUGAA
Molecule: messenger RNA, 3929 nt
Organism: Echinops telfairi (small Madagascar hedgehog)
Lineage: Eukaryota; Metazoa; Chordata; Mammalia; Afrosoricida; Tenrecidae
Gene: PHKA1
Product: phosphorylase kinase regulatory subunit alpha 1
Exons: 31
Coding region: 215-3760 (1181 amino acids)
Biological process (GO): glycogen metabolic process
Cellular component (GO): phosphorylase kinase complex
Molecular function (GO): calmodulin binding
Source: RefSeq, a predicted model, not a curated record